UAUUACAAUUCGUCACCAAUACCAAUUACAAUGGCUGACAAUCAACUUCAACUCCCCUUUAUUACCAGAUUGAAAGUACUCGCUCAUAACUUAAUGAAACGUGCUAUAUUUCGCUCUGAUAACACCAUCAACCGCCGGAUUUACAACUUCUUCAACAUCACAUCACCUGCUCCCGCCACCAAACUCAUCGACAACACCACCCCCAUCUCCACCUCUAAUGUACCCGUUGACCCCUCCCGCAACCUCUGGUUCCGCCUCUUUGUUCCCACUACUCCCUCAAAUACACCAUUGCCCUUCAUUCUCUACUUCCACGGUGGCGGAUUUUAUGCAUUUGGGCCUGACUUUUUCGUCUAUGACAGCCUUUGCAGCUGUCUAGCUGCGCAACUACCUGCUGUCAUCGCCUCCGUGAACUACAGGCUUGCCCCUGAACAUCGUUACCCCAGCCAAUACGAGGAUGGUUAUGACACCUUGCAAUUCAUCAACUCACACAACUAUGCUGUUUUACCAGCCAACACCGACCUCAGCAAUUGCUUCAUUGCUGGAGACAGUGCAGGAGGCAACAUAGCUCAUCAUGUAACAGUGAGAGCAUGCAACAACUCUCAGCAGUUGGACAAACUAAGGAUCGAGGGACUUAUGUUGUUGCAGCCAUUUUUUGGCGGAGAAGAGCGCACGGAGGCGGAGCUAAGGCUGAAGAGGGCUCCUGUGCUCAAUGUGGAGUACACUGACAAGAUGUGGAGGGCAUUUCUGCCGGCCGGAGCUGACAGAAACCACCAUGCAGCCAACGUUUUGAACUAUGGGGAAGUGAAGAAUGUUGAGUUGCCAAGGACAGUGGUGGUUGUGGGAGGGUAUGAUCCGCUUCAAGAUUGGCAGAGAAGAUAUGUUGAGUGGAUGAACAAAUGUAGCAAAGAAGUGGAGUUGGUUGAGUAUCCUAAUGCAAUUCACGGCUUUUAUUUGUUCCCAGAAGUUGCUGAAUACCAACUGGUGUUUCAUAGCAUGAGAGAGUUCAUCAAGAAGCACCAACUCUCAUCCUAGUAGUUAAGAUUGCAAUCGUAUGAAUAAGUUGAAAAUCAUGAGUUUAAAUCUCA
This is a messenger RNA of Sesamum indicum (sesame), 1085 nucleotides long. RefSeq names its product putative carboxylesterase 18. Lineage: Eukaryota; Viridiplantae; Streptophyta; Magnoliopsida; Lamiales; Pedaliaceae. The record is from RefSeq and is a predicted model, not a curated record. Gene Ontology annotation, molecular function: hydrolase activity.